AUGUACGAGGUUUAUCAUAACUCAGCACCAGAAACAGUUUCAUGGAUACGUAAUAUGUUUGUUGCUGUUCAGUUACCAGUUAUUAAACAGUGGAGGCGUGGACAAAUUAAAACAAUUGUUACUGAAAAUCUAGUGGAGGUACUUCACUAUGAUUUUGGAAUACAAGAAGUUACAGAUGUAAGCAAUAUAAGAAUGCUUAAUGAUAAUAUGAAAACCUAUGGUAGUCUGUGUCUUGAAUGUGCAUUAAAAGAUAUACGGCCAGCUGGAGGAAGUACAAACUGGACGGCAACUGCUUGUGAUGUUCUCUCUUUUUACCUCAAGGGAGCUGUAGCUACAAUGAUCAUAGAAGAAAACACGGCCAUGUGGCCCCUGCCUGUGAUGAUAUCAUGCAAAGAUGAAGCUGGUCAGUUAGUUGAUAUUUCCGACUUUCUUGUAAAACGGGGCUUAGCUCUGAAAGAGAGAAGAGUAAAUAAAUCAGAGACUUUAAUGGAACUCAAGGAAGUUAAUAAAGGUUCUUCAUCAGUUAUUAAAUCAGAUGAUUUUUCAGCCAGUGAAAUGAUCCAAGAACAUAAAUCUGUUAUUAAAUCAGAUGAUUUUUCAGCCAGUGAAAUGAUCCAAGAACAUAAAUCUGUUAUUAAAUCAGAUGAUUUUUCAGCCAGUGAAAUGAUCCAAGAACAUAAAUCUGUUAUUAAAUCAGAUGAUUUUUCAGCCAGUGAAAUGAUCCAAGAACAUAAAUCUGUUAUUAAAUCAGAUGAUUUUUCAGCCAGUGAAAUGAUCCAAGAACAUAAAUCUGUUAUUAAAUCAGAUGAUUUUUCAGCCAGUGAAAUGAUCCAAGAACAUAAAUCUAAGUUUAACAAUGCUGCAUUCGUGAAAAACACUGAAAUAAUGCAACCAGGGUCUGAUGAACCCAUGAUUGAUCAAAGUUUGGAAGAGCCAUACCUCUCUCCAAUUAUACCUGAUAAGGAUAAUUUUUCUGCAAAAGUAAGCUGUGUGGGAGAAGAAGGGAUUAUUUAUGUGAUCCAGAAAGGGUUAGAAGAAAAUCUUAAUGAACUUAUGGUUGAUAUUCAAAAGUCUUUCAAAGGCCUUGGAUUGCUAGCACCCUAUUCUUGGAAGAAAGGAGAAGGAUGCCUUAUUAAAGGAUCAGACACAAUGUCCUACAGAGGAAAGGUUCUAGAAAUCCUUGGUCGUGAUAUGAUAAGGGUACAAUAUGAAGACUAUGGAAAUAUUGAAAAAAUACCCACUUGUCAUCUUUACCCCUUUGUGUUUAACUCACACAUUCCACGAUUUUGCAUUCCAUGCCAACUUCAUGAUACUGUACCUAUUGGUGACACUUGGCAGUCGGACACUAUACAACUUCUUGAAGAGCUUCUUAUGGAUAGAAAUGUUGAGAUACAAGUCGUGGAGCCUCCAAUAUCUUCUGGAAGUAUAAUGUCUGUUCACAUAUAUUGCAGCAAUGCAUCUGUGUCUGACAUUUUGAAGCAACAUGGCCAUUGGAUCCCAGAAGUCUGUCCAUGUGAGAGAGAGGACAUCUCAAACUUGGGAUCUUCCUUGCUGUCGGGCAGAAGAGGAGCUACAGAGAUCUACAUCUUCUCAGAUGCAUCUACAGAAGCUAAUGCAACUGUGGCCUACCUAAAAGUGACUGACAUUGAAGAAAAACCACAUGAAGGAUUUAUCAACAACAGAGAAAAACAGAGAGGGAAAUCACAGAGGAAGAACUGUAUAGACUCUGGCUCCAACUAUUUCAGCAAGUCCAUUCUGGAAAAUAAUUUUGAAAGCAGCUUUGAUGGUUUGCUUAAACAGACAUUCGAAACGCCUGUAUUACCUAGAUAUACUCUGCCAUCCUUGCCUAAUCCAGGACAAUUAUUUGCAGUGAGCAUUACACACAUACAAACACCUAAUGAGGUCUACAUUUGUAUGGAUCCCAUAAAUAAAAUAUCCAUCGAAACUGACACAGAUGAUAGUGAAUGUUCUGACCUUGAUGAAGACAUACUUGAAUCCAAACUUAAAAGUGUAAAUAUUACUGCAAACUCAUUGCCUUUCUUGACAGACUUUAGGCCAGAUAUGCCGUGUCUUGCAAAAUAUGCUGUUGAUGGUCAGUUAUAUAGAGCAAAGUUGCAGUCAUUUAUUAAUUGUGAUCCUGUACAAUUUGUAGUCGAGUUUGUAGAUUAUGGAUCUACAACUAUUUUGGACACUAACAGCAUAUAUCAGCUGCCUGAAAGUCUUAUUCAUUACCCACAAAAGGCAAUAAAGGUAAAGCUUGCUGGAUUUAAACCACCCUUAGAGGAUUUUGAAGCUGAUCGACUUCCUUAUUGUAGAGAAUGGAGCAUGAAAGCUUUGUGGGCAAUGAAGGAACUCCUUCAAGAAAAACAACUCUUUGCUUCCUGUGUUACAUCUUUCCCAGAUGUGUCUAUACGUUUGUAUGACAAAACCAAACGUCUUGUUCAUAAGCCAUUGAUAUCCAUGGGCUUGGCAGAUUUAGACUUUUGA
This is a messenger RNA of Bombina bombina (fire-bellied toad), 2487 nucleotides long. RefSeq names its product ring finger protein 17 (gene RNF17). Lineage: Eukaryota; Metazoa; Chordata; Amphibia; Anura; Bombinatoridae. The coding region runs from base 1 to 2487 and encodes 828 amino acids. The record is from RefSeq and is a predicted model, not a curated record. The transcript has 18 exons.